This is a messenger RNA of Rubroshorea leprosula, 1687 nucleotides long. The record is from the annotation of a GenBank genome assembly. NCBI's taxonomy places the organism in Eukaryota, Viridiplantae, Streptophyta, Magnoliopsida, Malvales, Dipterocarpaceae.
CUUGACCGAUCAUCUCUUCCGAACGUCAAUAAUCACUUCAAGCAUCAACCAUGGAUGAAGAGUAUGAUGUCAUAGUGUUGGGAACCGGUCUCAAGGAAUGCAUCCUCAGUGGUCUCCUUUCCGUCGACGGCCUAAAGGUCCUGCACAUGGAUAGGAAUGACUACUAUGGAGGAGAGUCUUCGUCUCUUAAUCUCAUUCAGCUCUGGAAGAGGUUUAGGGGAAGUGAUAAGCCUCCUGCUCAUUUGGGUGCUAGUAGGGAUUACAAUGUGGACAUGAUCCCCAAGUUUAUGAUGGCAAAUGGAACUCUUGUACGUGUUCUUAUUCAUACAGAUGUUACAAAGUAUCUGUCCUUCAAAGCUGUUGAUGGCAGCUACGUCUAUAAUAAAGGGAAGGUACAUAAGGUGCCAGCAACUGACAUGGAGGCACUCAGAUCUCCACUAAUGGGUAUAUUUGAGAAACGCCGUGCAGGGAAGUUCUUCAUUUAUGUUCAAAAUUAUGAUGAAAGUAAUCCUAAAACACAUGAGGGGGUGGACUUGACUAGGGUGACAACUGGACAGCUGAUUGCGAAAUAUGGUCUUGAUGAUAAUACCAUAGACUUCAUUGGUCAUGCAGUGGCACUUCAUAGAGAUGAUCAUUACCUAGAUGAACCUGCACUGGACACUGUAAAGAGGAUGAAGCUUUAUGCAGAAUCUGUUGCACGUUUUCAAGGGGGUUCACCAUAUAUUUAUCCUCUUUAUGGAUUAGGAGAGCUGCCCCAGGCUUUUGCACGACUUAGUGCUGUUUAUGGUGGGACAUAUAUGUUGAAUAAACCUGAGUGCAAGGUAGAAUUUGAUGGUGAAGGCAAAGUUACUGGUGUCACAUCAGAAGGUGAAACUGCUAAGUGCAAAAAGGUUGUCUGUGACCCUUCCUACUUGCCUGGAAAGGCUAGGAAGAUUGGUAGGGUUGCUAGGGCAAUUGCUAUCAUGAGCCACCCAAUCCCAAAUACCAAUGAUUCUCAUUCAGUGCAAGUUAUCCUGCCGCAGAAGCAGUUGGGUCGCAAAUCAGACAUGUAUGUUUUCUGUUGUUCAUAUUCUCACAAUGUUGCUCCGAAGGGCAAAUUCAUUGCCUUUGUAUCAGCGGAGGCAGAGACAGAUCAUCCUGAGACUGAACUGAAGCCUGGAAUUAACCUUCUAGGUCCUGUUGAUGAUAUAUUCUUUGAUAUCUAUGACAGAUACGAACCAGUCAAUGAACCUUCUCUGGACAACUGCUUCAUAUCAACAAGUUAUGAUGCCACAACACACUUUGAGUCAACUGUCAUGGAUGUGCUCAAUAUGUAUACCCUGAUAACUGGAAAGGUUCUUGACCUCAGCGUGGAUUUGAGCGGUGCCAGUGCGGCUGAAGAAUGAGGAAUGGCACAAAAUUGCACGGCUGUUUGUGCUUUGCCCCAAGUUUCUUAGAAUGUUUGAUGUUGCCACAGGCAGGGUCAGACUUUGUUUUGGUUUUUGCUGUGUUACAGAUGCCACCAUAGCCAUUUGUAAACAUUAGUUAUCUUAAUUAAUGUUUCGAGAAGUUGAAUUGAGAAGCGUCAACAACUGAGCCUCUCAUUAAAUUGAAUUUUAGAGAAGUAAAAAUUAGAACAUCUUAAUACCAACGACCAGCAGCAAGGGGAAGGAACUUGAUUUUUUUAAAAUAAAGUCUCAAGUUUGAG